This is a messenger RNA of Fulvia fulva, 1194 nucleotides long. RefSeq lists its product as uncharacterized. The record is from RefSeq and is a predicted model, not a curated record. Bases 1 to 1194 code for a protein of 397 amino acids. The transcript has 3 exons. Lineage: Eukaryota; Fungi; Ascomycota; Dothideomycetes; Mycosphaerellales; Mycosphaerellaceae.
AUGGAAACCUACUCGACAUGGACCGUGACCUCAGACGAUGGCGAACUGACACAUGGUGAAACCCGCCUUCUGCCAGAAUCCUACAAAGCCCAAUCUAUCGAGCUGAUCUCGCCGGUUUUCCGCUUUGACGAUCCUCAAUCUUUCUCCCAGAUCCGCGAAAUGCUCGAAGCUCUCAAAUGGCUAGAGCAGCGCUUCAAAUGUCACUUCAUCGUCAACAAGACUUGCGGAUUUCACGUCCACUUUGCGUGUGGCAAGGAGAAGAUCCCGGACGACACAGCUAAGUGUAUCUACCAGAUCUUCCUCGCUCAUGAACGAACCAUCGACUCGAUUCACGCGCGCAGUCGUGUGCUGGCGCCAGCCUGGAAACGCCACGAUGACAUUGAACGGCCUCUGUAUGCACCUCUUUCUGCUUUCCAGGGUGCUGCACAUCUCCUGCGAAAUUCUAUCCAAGGCGAGCAAGACCGGAACCUCUUCGCCUGGUUGCGUAGGGUGGAACACUGCGAUGACUAUGGCGAUAUAUGCAAAAUGUUUGAAGCAGAAUUCAAGAAGGGCUACCUCGAUGGUCACUGUGCAAACGUCAAUUUUGAUAACGCGCAUGCGCAUACUGAUCGAAAUGGUGCGCAAUGUACUAAGACUACGAUUGAAUUCCGGCAGCACCUUGGCACGCGAGAAUAUGACGAGAUGUACCGGUAUGUGAAGUUCCUGGGAAGCGUCAUUACUUGCUGCCAACAAGCAAGCGAUGAAGCUUUCAUCGAGACACUUCUCAGUGCUACGUCGCCAACAUACAGCUUCGACCAGCUCUGCCAAGCUGUGAAUGUGCCGGAGGAUGCCCGAGCUCUCUUCCUCCAGACACCACCUUCUAUCGCCACCUUCCCAGCCGUUGAGACACCAUAUGGAGCCCCAAGCAUAGGGCAAUUCCUCGCCCAGAACGCGCACGAGAAUGCACUCAACAGAGAUCCAGCUGACGUAAACAGGAUGCGAGCAGAGAAGUAUAGUACAGGGUACUAUGGUAUCCAGCCGAAUGCCCAGCCGCUCAUCUUCGAUCAGGAGAAGGUCAAGGACUUGCUAGUAUCAGCACGUGAAGAUCUGUCCCGCUCACGCUUUGAGGAAGUCACUUCUUCUAGUCUACUCUCGGAUGAGGAGCAGAAUGAUAAGGUCAUCGCGAGGAUGAACGCGAAGUGGAACGGCAAGUGA